AUGUCGAGCUACUACAGCCAGCCAGCCUACAAGCGAUCCAAGAGCGUCAAGAGUGAACAUGAGAUCACCCUCAAUGGCCCCCUUGAUGUUGUGGGAUCUGUUAAGUCUGGGAGCAGCAUCAACUUGAACAACGAUGUGAUUGUCCGUGAGAAGCUUGACGCCUACGGAGCCAUUGGCCUGAACGGAAACAUCACAUGCGAGGGAAAAGUUCAGGCCUAUGGAACUAUCACAGUGAACGGCUAUACUAUGGUCAACGACAAGAUCAAGGGCCGUGGAAAGCUCAGGGUCAAUGGAACACUCAUGGGAACAGACCUGGAGAUCUAUGGAAACAUCACCAUCACAGGACACCUGAGAUGCAGACGUCUUGUUGCAUACGGAAACAUCACGCUGAUAGGAAGCGAUUCAUCAUACUAUGUCGAGGAGGCCGAGCAAGUUGCUGGAACGGUCAUGAUUAGAGAGGCAGAGCCCGACUGGGAAUACUAA
Fusarium pseudograminearum CS3096 is the source of this 483-nucleotide messenger RNA. RefSeq lists its product as uncharacterized. The transcript is spliced from 3 exons. Lineage: Eukaryota; Fungi; Ascomycota; Sordariomycetes; Hypocreales; Nectriaceae. The record is from RefSeq and is a predicted model, not a curated record. Bases 1 to 483 code for a protein of 160 amino acids.